UUUUUUUUACCCUUCCCUUCCAAUGCCUCAGAGCUGAGAGAGGACCAUGAAUCUGAGCUCUGUCUGCUGUGAGUAAUCUGCUGAUGCUGCGUCUUUGCCGUACAUCUGCGUGAAGCGGUGUGAUGUGGAGGUGAUUUUCAUCAUUCAGACAAACCAGUGUGUUAGGACGCGUCCCGCUCAUUGUCACUGUGUAGCCCAUACACAUGCACGAAACCAUGGGUAGCUCCCCCGAGGUGCUCUCGUGGACGUCCUGCCCCAGUCUGCUGGUGGGUAAACUGAAGGAGGAGCUCAAACUCACCGUGGUUGGGGACAACGUGAAGAAAUCAAAUGUGCCCAAUUCCCAACCUCAGCCUCCUCAGUCCCCUCCACCCAACCUACCUCCUCAGAUUAUCACAGACCUGGCCCCGCCGACGCACCUGCCCGUCCCCCUGCAGACGCUGCAGACGCCCGGCCAGGACGAGGACUCAGUGCUGGGGGGUAUAACUCCCCCAAACACAGCCCUAAGUGUGGACUCAACACGGAGCGAGGGCGGGCACUUUGACAACAGCGUGCUCCAGCUGCAGGAGCAGAGCCACGAGGAAGCCGGAUCGCCGGCCUCCUGUGAGCAUGGUUGUGGAAGUGGCAUGGAGGAGCAGAUGGGAGAAGGGGACUGUCCCAUGGACCACGGUGGAGAGGGGAGGCAGAGCCACCCUCAUCAUCACCCUGAUGACAUCAAGCUGCACUUCCACAGAGCGGGGCCUGGCUCGGGCGGGUUCUUAGAGGGCUUGUUCGGCUGUCUUCGGCCUGUCUGGAACAUCAUAGGGAAGACUUACUCUACAGAAUACAAGCUACAACAGCAAGACAUGUGGGAGGUCCCAUUUGAGGAAAUCUCCGAGUUGCAGUGGCUGGGCAGCGGUGCACAGGGAGCUGUCUUCUUGGGCAAGUUCCGCUCUGAGGAGGUGGCCAUCAAGAAGGUGCAUGAGCAGAAGGAGACAGACAUCAAACCCUUGAGAAAACUCAAGCAUCCAAAUAUCAUCAGCUUCAAGGGUGUGUGUACCCAGGCGCCUUGUUACUGCAUCAUCAUGGAGUACUGUGCCCAGGGCCAGCUGUAUGAGGUGCUGAGGGCAGGGAGGAAAGUGACCCCCAGGAUGCUGGUGGACUGGGCUACAGGCAUCGCCAGCGGCAUGAACUACCUACACCUGCACAAGAUCAUCCACAGAGAUCUCAAGUCUCCCAAUGUUCUGGUCACCUACAACGACACUGUGAAAAUCUCCGACUUUGGAACGUCCAAAGAGCUCAGUGACAAAAGUACAAAGAUGUCAUUUGCGGGUACAGUGGCCUGGAUGGCCCCAGAAGUGAUAAGAAAUGAGCCUGUGUCUGAAAAAGUAGACAUCUGGUCAUUUGGAGUUGUGUUGUGGGAACUUCUGACCGGAGAGAUUCCCUACAAAGACGUGGACUCCUCUGCCAUUAUUUGGGGUGUUGGCAGCAACAGUCUUCACCUUCCUGUCCCCUCCACCUGCCCGGAUGGCUUCAAGAUCCUCAUGAAACAAACAUGGCAAGGAAAGCCGAGGAAUCGGCCUUCGUUUCGUCAGAUCCUCCUACACCUCGACAUUGCCGCCGCUGAUGUCCUAGGAGCUCCUCAGGAGACCUACUUCCAGUCUCAGGUAGAAUGGAGGGAGGAAGUAAAGAAACAUUUUGAGAAGAUCAAAAGUGAAGGCACCUGUAUCCACAGGCUGGAUGAGGAGCUGAUCCGACGCAGGAGGGAUGAACUCAGGCACGCACUGGACAUCCGGGAGCACUAUGAGAGGAAGCUGGAGAGAGCCAACAACCUCUAUAUGGAGCUCAGUGCCAUCAUGCUGCAGCUGGAGGUCCGAGAGAAGGAACUAAUGAAGAGAGAGCAGGCAGUGGAGAAGAAAUAUCCCGGGACCUAUAAGCGCCACCUGGUCAGACCCAUCGUCAGGUCCAACGCUGUUGAGAAGCUCAUCAAGAAGAAGAGCAGCAUGUCCCACAAACCUGGGAUGCCCCCCACUAAAAGGCCAGACUUGCUUCGCUCUGAUGGUAUCCCCGGCCUCGACCCUUUCCCCUCCCCCUCGCCUCUCUCUGCCAGCCCGAAGAUCUCCACGCCUCCUGGCAAAGCCCGCUACCGAAGCAAGCCUCGUCACCGCCGGGCCAACAGUAAAGGAAGCCACAGCGAGUUCCCCGGGUUGUUGAAGCCUCUUGCUGGGGUGUUAGAAGACGCCCAGUCUCUCCAGGAGCAGCCGUUCCUCCAUCACCACCACCACCACCCACCACCAACCGUGGGGCCCCUCCUCCCCUUGAAGGGCCGCGAGGAGGCCGUUGUCAACUGUGCCAACAACCUGCGUUACUUCGGCCCCGCAGCUGCCCUCCGUAGCCCUCAGACAGACCACCUGCAGCGCCGCGUUUCUGGCUCCAGCCCUGACCUCAUAUCCACUGCUGUGGAUGCAGACACGCGACAGCGGACUUCAUCCACCAGCGGCAGUCUUGUUGCAGGUGCUGGCGCUGGCGCUGGUGCUGGUUCUUUGUGUCCCUGCUGCCAGGCUCACCCCUUCCCCGGCUGCCUACACUGUCAGGAGACCCCUCCUGCUUCAAGCCACCCAGAAUUGCCCCAAUACUCCCUGCUCAACACCCAGGAAGGCACUGCAUCUUCUUUAGGUGCUCCUGGCAAAGGUCCAGCCUCAGACGGAGAGGCCACAAAGAAGGCUGAACCACAGGAACAAGCGGCUUCCCAACGCUCUCACACCCUGCUCACUGCACUGCCCCGCUCUCUCAGACCUCUCAGGAAGGGCGAUGAGUCGUCUGAAGAGGAGGAGGGGGAGGUUGAUAGUGAAGUGGAGUUUCCAAGGAGACAGAGACCUCAUCGCUGUAUGAGCAGCUUCCAGUCCUACUCCACCUUCAGCUCAGAGAACCUGUCGGUGUCUGACGGGGAGGAGGGAAACACCAGCGAUCACUCUCACAGCGGGCCCCUGGAGAGGCUGAGCACCAGUCAGGAGGAGCACCUGGAUGAGCUGCUGUCACACACACCGGACAUCCCCAUCGACAUCUCCACCCAGUCAGACGGCCUCUCUGACAAGGAGUGCGCCGUCCGCAGGGUGAAGACCCAGAUCUCACUGGGGAAACUGUGCUCUGACGAACACAGCUACGAGAAUCCACUACAGUUUGGGGACUCAGACUGUGAUACGUCCGAAGCCGAGUGCUCCGAUGCCACCAUCAGAAACAACAAAAUCGGGGCUCCUUCCUCGUGGUGAAACGCGCCCCUGGGCUCCGUUCUGUUUUUGCCUGGAGGCCACCGUGUCCCACUCUGCCCUGCAGAAAAUACAGCAAUAAGAAGACGACAUUGUAAACAAAGCUCCUUAUAUCAAAGCCCCAUGCAAUCUCUCCCAGAACUCUUCCCUUCAUAACCCCCACCCCCCAUCUCUAGCACAGCAUCCAGGCAACCCAUGGCAGGGAUUCCCUUUUGAAUGAUAUUGUACAGUAGAUUGUGCAACAGUCAUAAUUUAUUUUGAAGGAAUAUUCAGGACAUCUGUAAAUUCUCUGAUCUGAGCAGAGAAUUGUUUUUGAAACUGAGCAUGGGCUUCGUGUGUGAUGAUGAUGAUGAUGAUGAUGAUGAUGAUGAUGAUGAUGACAUCUAGCAGUGUGGAGUUACAUCACUGCAAUUAGACUAAAAUACCCAACCAACAUGGACCCCUUUACCAAAGUAAGACCACCCUGCUUUAUCAUGAGCCGCUGUACCAUGCCUUCCCCAACUUCCAUCCCGUCCCCACAAUGGUGAGUGAGGAACAGGGAGCUUAUAAAACCACCAGCAUGAACAACCGGACUCCCUUUCCUCCCUUGAAAAAGCCACAUGUGUCUCGUCAGUCAUCGGGGGAUCCCCGCUAAACUGUCCAAGCAUGCCUGUGCAGCUCGAAAAAUGCAAAAACGCUGUCAGAAGACUGCAUGAAGUGGACACGCUAGCAGAGCAAUGAAGACUCAGCUGACUGCUCAGGGGAGGAUAAAAAAAAUAAAAAAAUAACUCUUCCUCUGUGACCCAGCUCAUCCUUCUCCGAGACAUGCCAAAGUCGUCAUCAUCAAUCAGAUGUCAUGAGUUGUUUAGGAAGUUAUCAGUGUGUGUAUGAAAACAAAGCCCUUUCCUCUCCAUUAGACAUUCAAGUCUCAUCUCAGGAUUGUUCGAGGACUGUGAGAAACUGGACUGGACCAAUUAUUGUAUGUAGGAAUCUUUUUUUUGUGCGACACAUAAUAUGGACCAUAUAGGAAUAUUAAAAAGGGUCCUACAGAUAACCUUGAUGUUCAACCCUUAAUUGUUGUAACAGAUGUUAAGGUUAUGUAGACAUGUAGAGCGUUUUAGUUGCUAUCCAGGCGCAGUAUCCCAUUUCUUGAAAUCAAUAGGUGCAGCUCCCAUUUACCAUUUUCCAACAGGGUAAUUUCUACUGUCUGAUAAGCAAUGUCCAAAAACAAUAAUUGCUUUCUGUGCUGUAGUGAGUUAAACAGCAAUAAUGUAGGUUGUCGCUCAGGUGAGAAAGUUGCUUGCUCAGGAUCCGGGGCGUCUAGCAGGCUAGACACAACACAGUGACUGGUGGCUAGAGGAGAGCAGGGUGAAUCAGCGUAGCAUAGAUGCUAUGUUUUUAAAUUGGCCCAUUUUUAGGAACUUGCUUUUCCGGUUGUUUGAUGCUCAGGUUUUGUGUUGCUGAAAGCAGGAGCAAUAUAUCAACAGCCACUAGAUGGCGGCAGUCACAAUUACUUUCUUCACCUUGUGUUUUGUCCUGGCUCCAUUCUUUAUUUUUCUAACCAAGGUAAUUUAUCUGAAGUUUCCCAUCACCAUCCAUAUCCUAGAAACCCAGCAAUAUUACUAUUUUUAUCUUGUUGUCUUUGAAAAGGGAUACUGCAUCUGUGAGAGCUUUUUAACAUAUUUUUUAAACUCCCUAUUAGAGUGUUUGUUAUCCACCUUAAUGAAAAAUAGCCAGCCAGGGUUGAAUUUUAACAAUAAUGAUGUCAAGAUGUCAGCUCAAGUGUACGCAGACGGCUGAGAUUCAGAGUUAGGAAAUAAAAGCCAGAGACGAGGCCACAGAGCAAAAAAAGCUGCUCUUGGUUUUCAACAACCUCAUCUCAGUGUUAGCUCCUCCUGUUGUAUAUAAACAUCUGUAAAUGUAAUGUAAUCUGUUUUUGUCCUCUCUCUCUAUAACGUAUCUCACAGCUCCGACAGAGCCUUGUGUCACUGAUGACCAGCCCGAGCAGGAAAUGCUUCCAUCUGUAUUGUAUCAGUAUUGAUCACUGUGUGAGUCAUGAGGACCGAGUAGCACAAGGUGAAUCUAAAACUGUACUGAUGGAUCUAUUACCUUUUUUUUUUUGCUUGAAAGCUUCGGAAAGGCUUACACCUAGCUCCGAAAGCAACCGCUGCCUUUCCUCAAGGCUCCUUCAACCAUCUUCACUCUGUUUACGUUUUUGUGAAAUAACCUAGUGUAUUGUAAUGACUGGGUAAUCCGAUCAAGCUGUUUAUAACAUUGUCUUUCUGGCAUAUAUCCUGUGAAGUAUGAUUGUUGUAAAGGUUUAAUUUAAUUUUGAUUCUUGUUUUAUUUUUAUUUGUAGCUGGCCUACAUGAUUAUUGAAUUAAUGUAUUAUGAAUGACUGGUAAGGUGUUCUUUAAUUUUAGGCAGCUUUAGAAAUGUCAUGACCUAUGAUUUAUUUUGAAAAGUAUUAUUUAAAGGAAGCACAAUGAAUUGGUAUGGGAAGAGGACAGUGUUUGUAUGGGAGAACAAAAAGCAUUGUCAUAUCACGGCCAUAGUUUUUGUCUUUGUGACCCUGCAGGGGUCUAUUCAUCAUUUACAUCAUGAAGUAUUGAUUUAGCAGACUUUACGUCAGUAAUUCGAAACAUCAGGCGUUCCUAAAGCUUUUUUAUUUCAAAAUAGGUGCUGAGGAAUCACUUCGAGUCAGUGCAAUGUCACAGCAGGGUAAAUGAGACGUUAAGCCUGAAGGCAUGUGUGAUGCCAACUUCUGUACUUCUGCAGAGAUCCCUUCCUUUCCUUUUUAAUCAAAAUUCCAGUUACUUACAUCUGAAUUUCUGUGAAAUUGUCUCUAACUGUAGACAUCAUUUUGCCUCAUCCCAUGUAUCAAACAUCUGUUUCUUUGUUGCUCUCAUUUCCAACUCCCUUUCCUGUUGAAUGGCAUUACGAUCAACCAAUCCUGUCCGUUUCCUGUAUUAUCCAGUGUACAGUGCAAUGGGCAUCUGGGAGAAAUAAAAUCAGAGCAAACAACUGCAUGGAAUAAAUGCUGAUGUACUGU
Messenger RNA from Cottoperca gobio, 6273 nucleotides. RefSeq names its product mitogen-activated protein kinase kinase kinase 13 (gene map3k13). Gene Ontology annotation, molecular function: MAP kinase kinase kinase activity; ATP binding. NCBI's taxonomy places the organism in Eukaryota, Metazoa, Chordata, Actinopteri, Perciformes, Bovichtidae. The record is from RefSeq and is a predicted model, not a curated record. Gene Ontology annotation, biological process: JNK cascade; protein autophosphorylation. Gene Ontology annotation, cellular component: cytoplasm.